CGGUUCGAGCAAUGUUGUUCCGAGAACGAUGGAUGCCUCUGGCCUCCCAAUCAAACGCCAGAGAACUCCAAGUCCAAAAGGGAAGGAGAAGAUGGGAGAAGCAGCAAUCGGAGACGGAGCAGUGUGCGGGAUCUGCUUCUCGGACGGCGGCCUGGCGGCCCGCGGCUGGAUCGAUAGCUGCGACCACUACUUCUGUUUCGUCUGCAUCAUGGAAUGGGCCAAGGUCGAAUCCCGCUGUCCCAUGUGCAAGCAGCGCUUCCGUUUCAUACGCCGCCCGGAGGUAUCCGGCGGCAUAGCCGAGAGUGCUUUGGAAAUCCCCGUCCGCGAUCAGGUUUAUCAUCCUUUAGGCAAUGAAAGCAGUGCACUUUAUGAUCUCUAUGCUCAAGCUAGUUGCAGAGUGUGUCAUGGUUCUAAUGAUGAUGAAUUACUUCUACUGUGCGACCUAUGUGAUUCAGCUUUUCAUACUUACUGUGUUCGGUUGGGUUAUACUGUCCCUGAAGAUGAUUGGUACUGCCAUGACUGUACCAUUAUGAGGGAAGAACAUGCAAAAAUUGAUGGGGAUACCAAUGAUACGGACCAAGAUCAAGGCACAGUUGUGCUGGAUCAGCAGCAACCUGCUUCCGUCUUCGAUAUUUUGGCUGAUGAGAGGUCUUCUACUAUUGAACAGCAACAUUUUCAUGAUAGACCAGUUUCUAAAAGUAGUACAAAUAUUCAAAUGAGCUUUGAAGAUAUCAUGUUGCAUGCAGAAGAAUCGGAUUCCUCUUGCUCUGCAUCUCAGGGAACUGACAUGUACCUUCAACGAAGUGGUGUUGGGCAAACAGCAAGGACCUUUCAACAUUCAUGCAAUAUGCAAAGCCGUGUACAGGAUCUUCGCAAGAAUUGGACUGCUCUGCAAUCUGGUUCUUUGGCUUUCUCAUCCACCUUAGAUAGUAAUGGAGCCACCAUGUCUGGUGUAAAGCAAAGAACCAGCAGAACAAAUUCAGAUCUAUCACAACAGUCAAAGUCCUCAACUUUGGUCGAUAAUGAGCGGCUGACAGAUUCUAGUACCUCUAGUAAAAUUUCUGCAAUUAGUGACUCGCAAGAUGUUGAGAAAGCAUGGAAGAUGAUGCAAAGGGCAAAGAAGCACAGGUUGGCUAACUCUUCUUUGAAUUCACCGAGAUACAAUAAUUCCUUAAACUCUGCUGGUGCUAUUUCAGCAUCAAAGGGACCGGUAAGUCAUUCCUUAAAUUUCUUGAUCCCCAAAAAUAAGAUGGCUACAGAUAAAGUGGUAGGUUGUAGUACUUCAGGAACCUGCAAACAGCUUUUGACUAAAGUCGUGCAUGAGAGACAUAAAUCCACAGGUUUUUAUCAGAAUUUUCCUGAUAAAAACUCUUCAAUUCUGUCACAACAUGGUAAAAGAUUAGCUAUAAAAACUAUGAGCGUCAUGCAGUUAGGUUCUUGUAAGACAAAUACGGCUUUGACAACAGAGUGUGCUGGCAAUGUACAGGAAGUUUCACCAGUACGGCUAUCUAAGUUUCAUGAAGUUAAAUGUUCAUCACUUUCUAGUGCUACCUGUGAAGCAGCCAGGAAAUCUUCAGGGGUUUGUUGCACCAAAAAGUUGACUCUAGAUGGGAAUGAGACUGCAAGCGGAUAUACUGGCAGAACGUCGUCAAAAGGGUAUGAAAUAUCCAACAACAAUGUGAAAUCUGAGAUUCAGUCAAUGGUCAAGCUCAACCUACAGCGGCUAAGUAAAGGUGAACGUUUAGGCACUGAGAGAUUCAAGGAAAUUGCCAGGGCUUCCACCCAUUCAAUCUUGGCUGCAUGUGGCUUGGAACAUUCAAAAUCAUGUGCCCGCCCAUUUUCCAAUCAAGUUUGUAGACAUACCAGCCAAAUAAAACAGCUCCAUGAAUCGACUCUCAUGCCUGGUUCAUGUAAAGAAUGUUUCCAUUCAUUUGUGAAGUAUGUUGUGAAGAGUAUUUUGUUAGAAAAAUCAACCUCGAGUUCCAGAUGAGCAGCCACUUAUAUUCAAGUCAAGAUUCUGCACUCCAUUAUCCAUGUUUCAGUGUUAUCUCCUUGCUGUAGCAAGUUGUCUAAAGAAAGGACUUGUCAAGGAUGUUUCUUAUAGCCAUUUAUUGCUCGGCGAUUGCUCUGUAAGAUUUGCUCAUCUAAUGGUCACUCGAUGAUCUCAGUUCCACAUCUCUCUUAAUAGGAGAGUCAAUUAAUUCUUUUCAUGGCAAGUGAAUCUUUGUUCAUCUUCUUGAUCCUGACUCCAUUUACUUCCCUUGAUAUGAAUAAACUUUCUUUCCCUGCAAGAAAGAAAAUCAUUUCCAUUCUGCCUUCAUGGCCAUUCCGUCUUCACAUUACUGUGAAUAUUGACAGAAUUAGUUGAAGGGACCGCACAUUUUAUGGGAGUACCUUGAAUAAGGUGGUAUAGUGGCUUUGCUGGCAAGAGUAAGUGUGCAGGUCAUUGGUUCUUAAAUUUUUCAGACAUUAGAGUAGAUAAAAAUGGUGCUGUGCUUUGUUCUUGUAGUAUAGAUUAAAACCUUCUUGUGAUUUUUGUAUUUUUAUGAAAUAUAAGGGGACUUUUCUUAUUUCUAGAGUUGAAAACUUUGUAUAAACCUCUCUAUAUUUA
This is a messenger RNA of Dendrobium catenatum, 2611 nucleotides long. RefSeq names its product autophagy-related protein 36-like. The record is from RefSeq and is a predicted model, not a curated record. NCBI's taxonomy places the organism in Eukaryota, Viridiplantae, Streptophyta, Magnoliopsida, Asparagales, Orchidaceae. The transcript is spliced from 3 exons. The coding region runs from base 29 to 1990 and encodes 653 amino acids.